AUGAACGGGGACGCCAGGCUUCCCGAGGGAGACCACCAGUUCAACAAUGUUGUGUGUUCCGGAUCCAGCACAGAGGAUGUUCAGGCUUACCAAUUCUUGGAUGAGGAUACCUCCGGAGAGCCCAAUAUACAGUUUGGUAAGACGCACCUCCCACUUGGCGCCGGCCCGCCACAGAGAACUUGCGAUGAGCAAAGACAGGUCACUUGGGACCUGCUGAUCAGCCCGAACUUGGCAGACAAUAUCGACAAGACCAUUAAGAAGGCAGUCGAAAAGGGUCGCAAGGGCGCAGCCGGUGACAAGUUCAAGCUCUACGUCACAGGCUUCCCGCAGUUCUUCAGCGACAAGACGGACGAAUGCGACGAAGUCACCUUCGCCCGGUCCGCCAACCCCAAUGACGACGGUAAAGAGCACACGAGAAUGACGCAAGCGCUUCGGAAGGAGUUUAACGACAUGAGCGUCCAGCUGAACAAGGCCAUCGAGGACGCGGUGUCGAGGAACAAGGACCAAAGCGUCACAUGGAUCCCUAUCGACGACGUGAUGGAGGGCCACAGGUACUGCGAGCCCGGAGUCAAGGAGCCAGACCAGAACAACGACAGACUCUGGCUCUACCACUACCCCUACAACGAACCUAAGGAUGACGCAGUUGACGGACCCCUCCAAAAGGCCUUUGACAAGGUCAACGCCGACGUCGACAUCAAGACAGAGUUCAAGACGUACAACGAUUUCGAGAACGCGCUUUUUGACGCCGUCGAGGUUGACACUUCCGGCAUUCAAGACCCCUUGUGGCGCGGGGUCGGUAACAGGGUUAAAGUCUUUCAUCCGCAGAUUCCCCUCCACGAGAAGAUCCGAGACCUGGUCCUGGAAAGAUACAUCAGCGACUUGGGAGGCAACAACGUAGCGGAUCCAACGCCCGCACCCGCCGAGGACAAGAACGCAUGCCACGGCGUGAGCGGCGACUACUGGGUCAUGUCGCGCGACAUCGCCGUCGACAACGCCGAGGCAUUCUGCCAACAGGCGGAAAAGAAGGUAACGUACAACUCGGGCUCAGUCAAUGAGCUCGAGCUGUCGGUCAGGAAACUCGACGAUGACAGCAAAGGCCCGGCUGACGCCCCGGACUGCCUCGGCCGCUUCCAGCGCGUCGUCAUCGAUGGCUGCGAUGGAGACGACUACAUCAACAACCCGCACAAUUACAAGUUUGGGGCGACCUUCACUUCCGCCGACGGUUGGGAGUACACGAUGACGCCGCUGAGCAAGCAGGUCAACGAAGUAAGCUGCGACGUCUCGUACAAGUUCUUCUUCGACGUGUUCGAGAUCCGCGGCAAGAACCUGCCCGACGCCAAGUUCGGUGCCAACGGCGAGGGACUCAAGGCGGAACUGUCCGGCUGCGGGGCCAUCACCAAGUGGAAUUUCGAGAGAACGCCCGACGACGCCAAGUUCCAGUGGUAUGCGUCCGGCCGGCUGCCCAUCGGCACCAAAAACUGCGUCGGCAACGCCUUGGUCACCGCCGGUGGCUCCGGAGAGGGCAACUGCCACGGAGCUGGAAAGCGGAUGAGCGUCACUCGGCGGCGGCCGAUCGAUAAUAUUGAGGACCAGCCCCGUAUUGAUGCGUGGCCGGGGUACAGUGAUGCUGGUAGGCACGUCUUCAAACACCCAGCUACCGACUGA
Messenger RNA from Durotheca rogersii, 1665 nucleotides. RefSeq lists its product as uncharacterized. The transcript has 4 exons. Lineage: Eukaryota; Fungi; Ascomycota; Sordariomycetes; Xylariales; Xylariaceae. The coding region runs from base 1 to 1665 and encodes 554 amino acids. Gene Ontology annotation, biological process: triglyceride catabolic process. The record is from RefSeq and is a predicted model, not a curated record. Gene Ontology annotation, molecular function: triacylglycerol lipase activity.